AUUGAGAGUAGACUUUGCACUGCACAGAUCAUAAUAGGAAGCAAAGUGGUGCCAGGCUAAAAGUGUUGUUGAUAGAGACAAUAUGAGCAGUGUGCAGCCUCCCCCUUCAUACAACCCCUAUUAUGCCCCGCAACAUCCAAAUGAAAUGCAGGGCAAAGUUGGGGAGGCACCUGUUGGAAUGAUGCCCCCAGCUGAUGUACAAAUCGAUAUAGGAUUUCCAGACAGCAGUCCCCCAGAGUAUAACAUAGGCUUUGAAAAUGUGAACUGCUUUUCAGAUGCCUCCAUAAGACGAGGUUUCAUAAGAAAAGUGUACCUGACGCUUACGGUUCAGUUAUUACUAACAGCUGGAAUUAUUUGUGCUUUUCUCUAUUGGGUGACACUCAAAGACUGGGUGAGAACCGCAUCAUGGUUUCCCUACACUAUGAUGUGUGCAACAUUUGUUCUAAUCAUUGUGCUUGCUUGUUGUGGAGACAUACGCCGAAAGGUUCCCUUAAACUUCAUCUUCCUAGGGCUGUUUACGAUUGCUGAAGGUUUGCUCCUUGGAUCAGUAACAGUGUUCUAUUCAGCAGAGGCGGUGCUUUGGGCAGCUGGUGCAACUGCUUUAGUGUCCCUUGCAAUGAGUUUGUUUGCAAUCCAGUCUAAAUGGGACUUUACACUUGCUUCUGGAAGUAUGUGGGCAAUAUGCUGGACACUGUUAUCUUUUGGAUUACUUUGUGCCAUUUUGAGAUCUCAGUAUCUGUACAUCGUUUAUGCAUCGCUGGGAACAUUGGUCUUCUCUUUGUACUUGGUGAUGGACACUCAGUUAAUCCUUGGUGGAAAGCACAAAUACAGCAUCAACCCAGAAGAAUACAUCUUUGCUGCGCUCAACUUAUACCUUGACAUUGUAACAAUUUUCUUAUUGUUACUUCAACUUAUUGGAUAUUGUCGUUGAUGUGAUUAAUGAGAGCAUUUAAUGGAUGCCCCACUUAUUCAAGCACUUGUCUUAUGUAUGUCCAUGUGGUUAUUGUUUACUCCAUUGUGGCUGUAAUAUAUUGCGCUGAAUCCUCAUACUACUGUAUUUUUUGUAAGUUACAUUUAUUAAAGAGUACUGUCAUUCA
This is a messenger RNA of Paramisgurnus dabryanus, 1097 nucleotides long. The record is from RefSeq and is a predicted model, not a curated record. NCBI's taxonomy places the organism in Eukaryota, Metazoa, Chordata, Actinopteri, Cypriniformes, Cobitidae.